CACACCCAGUCGAAAAAGAGCCGUGUCUGACAUCGUCCCUGCAUUGAAAGAAAAGAAGGAAUAACAAAGCCAUAGAAAGAGGAGGACUAGAGAUAAUACAUGCAAAUGAGGAGCUGCAUCAGUAGUUGGAGACAGAAAUUCAUUGUGUGCGUGUGUGUGAGGGCAGGCAUAGCACAGUGACUGGUGCUGCUGAGCACCAAUCGCUCUGUCUUCUGUCUGUAAACCCCCUGUAGCUUGGCACCAUCCAGCCAGGCGCGGACGGAAGGAGGCUUUCCAGGGCUUUUUUAUUUGGGAUUUGUAUGAAUAUGAGAGGAUUUGGAAAACGCCGCCACCACUGCCACCGCUGUUCUUUUUCAUAGCCUGUGUGAAAUGUGGAGAUCCAUCCAGUUUGCCUCGUUCCCCUCCCUGCAUGGCUGUCAUGGUCCUGACAGAGAAUAAGGGCAUCACCCGGACAUGAGGUUCCGGUUGACCGCAUCACGCACACUCCAGAAUGGGGGCCAAACAGAUGAAAUGGGAGAGACUGUUGUCCUACCUGGCCAGGCGGCUCACCUCACUCCUGUAGUCUGUCUUGUCCCCGUUGCUGAUGAGACCCACCACAGCUGUAUGUCGGUGUGCUGUCAUGGGUCAGCAGCGUGAAGAGGAGGGGACUCAACACACAACCUUGAGAGGCAAAACUGGUAGGGAUCCAAGAAGGGGGGGGGGGAAGGAGGACUUGAGGUGUGCAUGACCCGAAGCACGUUAUCAGGAUGGGAGUGAGCGCUACCGGACGGUAGUCAUCGAGGCAGGAGGGAGACGACUUCCCUCGGGACCGGGAUGAUGGUGGUGGCUUUGAAGCACGUGGGGACAGCAAGCACCCUGACUCAAGGAGGUGUUAAAGAUGUCCGUGAAGACAUCUGUGAGUUCAGCUGCACAGUCCCUCAGAACAUGACCAGCCUCAGCUCAGCUAGCCCUGUGCGCUCCCCCAAAGAGGAGUAUGCUGUCACCCGCUCCAGCGAUACGCUUGGAGACGAAACCAUUCGCGAUCAGCCCAAGGAGCAGCGGGGAGGACCAUGCAACACCGAAUCAGAGCUGACAGACAAGAACCUGGCAGAGGAGAUGUCUCUCUGUGGGCUGUGCCCCUCCCUUGGUCAUGAUGUGCCAGAGGAAGACAAGUCCUGGGAGGAGCAGCUGGACGUCCACCAGGAGCAGCUGGAGAAGGAAAUGCACGAGGCCAGAAGGAUGGUGUUCCGCCUUCAGGCUUUGCUCCUCAACGGCUCACUCCCAGAGGACGACCACGGUGGAUCUGUGAGCUUCGGAGACAACCGGGCUAAUGGCGAGCAGCAGCUGGUUCUCACACGCAGCCGCCUGGACCAAAGCAUGGAGGAGGCCCUUGAUCUCAAGAGGGAACUUCUGAGACACAAACAGGAUGUGCGCCACAUUCAGGCCAUCAAGGAUGCCCUGCAGCAGCGGCUGUCCGUGCAGGAGGACGCCGUGCUGCAGCUAAAGCAGGAGCUACUGAGGAGCAACAUGGCCAAAGAUCAGUUGGAAGGAGAAAAUGCAGUGCUCAAAGACAACCUGAGCGAACGCAACAAAUUGCUGGGCGAAUAUGAGCAGCAACUCGGGAGGAAGGACAGAAUGCUGCAGCAGCUAAAGCAAGACGAGGCUCAGCACAAAGCGCAUGACGUUGGCCACCACCGGUCAUUCAGGAGUGAAGGUGGUUACAGCAGCUCUCCUCUGGCAUUCCAACACAGUGCACCUAGCGAGGAGCUGCAGCUGGUGAGGGAAGCCCUGCGUAGUCUGAGGGACAACUUUUCCGGCCACGAUCCCCAGCAUCACACCCUGGACACCCUGGAGCAAGGCGUGUCCAGCCUCAUGGACCGCCUGCACUUGUCGGACACCCAGCGACAGCAGAACAGAGGGGAGGAAUUUAAAUCGCCUGGCCGCAGAGCCAACUCAUCAGACCGAGACUCGUGGCCACAGACCUCAAAAAUGGCACACUCUCACAGCAGUCCAGGGUUGGAUGCCGCCGUCUCCACAAAAGUGCUCUACUUCACCGAUCGCUCCCUCACCCCCUUCCUCAUCAACAUACCCAAAAGGCUAGGUGAGGUGACGCUGCGAGACUUCAAGGCCGCUGUGGACCGACAAGGCAGCUUCAGAUACCACUUCAAAGCUCUUGACCCGGAGUUUGGCACCGUAAAAGAGGAGGUAUUUCAGGAUGGAGCAGUGGUGCCCGGCUGGGAAGGGAAGAUUGUAGCAUGGGUGGAGGAAGACCAUGGGGAGAGGAGGAGAUGGACAGUAAUGGUUGGCCCCAGCACCAGCAACAGCAGCAGCUCAGAGGAAUUACACCUCCGCUCCAUUAACGAACAAAGCCUACUAAUUGCAUCAUAGAGAGGCACAUAUGCGGCAGCAAGUCAGCCACCACAACAAGGCCACAAGACCAUUUUAGGUGUGGAAAAUGGUCAGGCCCUCAAUAUUUCAGGUUUGUUGUGUAUUCGAUUUUGUUUACUGUAUUUCCAUUGUAUCCCACAGGGAGAACUCAGGAGAUACAUUUUAUGUGUGUAGAACACAAGUCAGUUUGUUUGGUAUAACAUACACAUUUCGUGUGAUUUUAACCAUAGUGCUCAUUAUAGAUCAAAAAGGGCUGAAGUUCUUGUGUGUGUCUUUGCCAAAAUACAUGAGAAUACAGUGUAAACCUGAUUUACUGAGCUCCCAAAGAGCAGGCGCUAAAUUGUAUGCUCACUCACUAUCACAGAUUGCAUGCACUCUUGGCAACAGGUGUAAAAGUGGUGGAGGCUGCCAUAUUUAAAAGAGGGGUUUGCUUUUUUGGUAACACUGAUGCAAAUUUUGAGCACCGCAAGCACAAAAUGAAGUUGCAAGCAAUGGCAUUGGAAGUGUUAGUGGAUAAGGCAACCAAACAUAUGACUCCAUGAUAGAAAGGAAAUCUAUUUUUAUUGAAUGUCUCUAUAAACUGGUUAAAAAAACACACACACAAAAACAAUACAAAUACAUGUUUUUGGGGGGUCUUGCAACAUACAAGUUUUAUUCCUGUGCGUGUGUGAAUGUGGUGACCUUUCUCUGCCCUCUCUGAAGCUCAAAACCAAAAUAAAACAGAGCACUUUUUGUAUUAUUAUUUGAAGCUUAAACCUAUCCCAUCCAGAAAGGGCAUGAUAGACCAUACAAAUAAGAAGUCUAUUGGUCUAAUAAUUUUGGAACAUAUUUUGUUUAACUUAGCUCGACUGUGGAGCAAUUGGAUGCAUCUGCGUAACACUGCAUUUAAAACUUGGGACAGCCCCGCUGAAAAACCGCUCAAAUUUUAUAAAUCACAUUGUGUGCACUAAAUGUAUGUCUUUGCAUACACACUUUCCAGAAAAAGGAACGGCGUGGUAAUUUUGCCCCUUUGGCACCUGGGGCCUUAUGUACAAAACGUGCUUACGCACAAAAACGUGGCGUCCGUUCUUUUUCACGGCAAAGGUCAAAUGCAUCAAGAGUGACAUGACCGUGGAAAUGUGCGGUGCCUCACGCCAACUGCAUGGCUGGCGUGCGCACGUUUCUGCAGCUUUUGGUGCUUUGGCGACACGUAGAGGUGAUGAUGGGAAACUGUUCUCAUAAAUCUGCACACCAGACACACGCGAAUAAUUAGCACUGAUAAACAAUUCAUGCCCGGCAACAUUUGAUUUCAACAAUGCCAUUGAGGCAAGGACUCAGAAUUCAUUUGUUAACCGGUGUAUUUAAUGAACCACUGAUAUUUGUGAGGACACCAACUAAUUGAUUAAGGCGAUCAUUUAUGCCGCCUACUGCCCUCACAAUCGCGUCGUGACUCCAGCACAUGCACUGAAAAAAUGUCCUUUGAAUUUACUUCAUUUGAAUAUGUACAUCGGUUGCACAUGAUUAAAAUGUGUUUAAAUUGACAUAAUUGAGUCCUCUUCUCAUAAAAAAAAACAUGAUUUUUUUUUCAGCGUGCGUGUCCUCUCCUGUGUAUUAAAAUAA
Molecule: messenger RNA, 3966 nt
Organism: Phycodurus eques (leafy seadragon)
Lineage: Eukaryota; Metazoa; Chordata; Actinopteri; Syngnathiformes; Syngnathidae
Gene: dixdc1a
Product: DIX domain containing 1a
Exons: 17
Coding region: 814-2367 (517 amino acids)
Biological process (GO): canonical Wnt signaling pathway
Cellular component (GO): cytosol
Source: RefSeq, a predicted model, not a curated record